Phytophthora sojae is the source of this 207-nucleotide messenger RNA. RefSeq lists its product as hypothetical. The annotation marks the transcript as partial. The record is from RefSeq and is a predicted model, not a curated record. The transcript has a single exon. Lineage: Eukaryota; Oomycota; Peronosporomycetes; Peronosporales; Peronosporaceae.
GCCGUCUCGCGUGAGCUGCUAGCACUGUUGCCGAAACAAGCAAACACGUCCAUGUGUAUGCGCUACCUGUCGAAGAAGGGGUGCAUCUGUCCAGCGCCAGGACAAUGCUUUAACCCGAGCAGGGCCCACUUCAAGCCUCUCGCUCUUCCCGCCGACACGAAGCAGUUCAUCGACACGAAUUUCCUCGGCCUGGCUACAGAGUUUCAG